CAUCUGUCAAACUUCAAUAAAGUGUCAAAUUUUGUUGUCUAUUCCUUUUCCUGCUAAAAUAUCUAUUGAGAGUAACAAAAAUGGGUCGUUAUUCUCGUGAGCCUGAUAAUCCCGCCAAAUCAUGCAAGGCGCGUGGCUCGAACCUUCGUGUUCACUUCAAGAACACAUACGAAACAGCCAUGGCAAUUAAGAAGCUGCCGCUUCGUCGUGCUGUACGUUACUUAAAAAAUGUAGUAGACAAAAAAGAAUGCAUACCAUUCCGUCGCUUUAACGGCGGUGUCGGUCGUUGCGCGCAAGCAAAGCAGUUCGGCACAACACAAGGUCGCUGGCCGAAGAAAUCCGCCGAGUUCCUACUCCAGCUCUUGAGGAACGCUGAAUCUAAUGCUGACGUGAAGGGAUUGGACGCCGACAGGCUCGUCAUUGAUCACAUACAGGUGAACCGCGCCCCUUGCCUGCGCCGUCGUACAUACCGUGCCCAUGGUCGUAUCAAUCCUUAUAUGUCAUCUCCCUGUCACAUUGAAGUGUGUCUCAGUGAGAGGGAAGACGCUGUAGCGAGAGCCGCUCCCACAGACGACGCGCCCAAGAAGAAACUGUCCAAGAAGAAGCUGGCCCGCCAGAAGGAGAAGAUGAUGAGGGAAUAAGUUAAUAAUAAAUGACUUACUACAAA
This is a messenger RNA of Danaus plexippus (monarch butterfly), 667 nucleotides long. It is a transcript of the gene RpL17, whose product is annotated as large ribosomal subunit protein uL22. The transcript has 4 exons. Bases 81 to 641 code for a protein of 186 amino acids. Gene Ontology annotation, molecular function: structural constituent of ribosome. NCBI's taxonomy places the organism in Eukaryota, Metazoa, Arthropoda, Insecta, Lepidoptera, Nymphalidae. Gene Ontology annotation, biological process: cytoplasmic translation. The record is from RefSeq and is a predicted model, not a curated record. Gene Ontology annotation, cellular component: cytosolic large ribosomal subunit; ribosome.